Hippoglossus stenolepis (Pacific halibut) is the source of this 1825-nucleotide messenger RNA. Its product is annotated as oocyte zinc finger protein XlCOF22-like. Gene Ontology annotation, molecular function: RNA polymerase II cis-regulatory region sequence-specific DNA binding; DNA-binding transcription factor activity. The record is from RefSeq and is a predicted model, not a curated record. Gene Ontology annotation, biological process: regulation of transcription by RNA polymerase II. The transcript is spliced from 4 exons. Lineage: Eukaryota; Metazoa; Chordata; Actinopteri; Pleuronectiformes; Pleuronectidae.
ACCUUCAUUAUAAGGAGAAGAAGAAGUACUGUUGUUAGCCUGCUAUGCUAACAGCCAACAGAACAUGAUGCUACUCGGCUAAAUGCUUUCGGAUCAAGUCUUCUACUACACACGUGGUUUUGUUGCGUUUAUAACAAUUGUCGGCAGAAGUAAAGCAAGUCGCCAUCUUCCGUAUUCGGUCUUCGCUGCGUUCUCGGAGAAGUUAGUUGGCUAAAGCGUUUGAAUGGAAAUGUCUACAAUCCAGAGUUUAAGACAGUUUAUCAACGAGAGGUUACAAACUGCUGCUGAAGACAUAUUAGGAUGUUUUGAAGCGACUGUCGCAAAGUACGAGGAUGAGAUCGGUCGUCAGCGCAGACUGCUGGAUGUAACUUUGAAACCUGUAGUAAAGCUGCAGAGAAUAGAGCUCCCACAGCGACAUGUGUGUAUCAAGGAAGAGUUUCCUGCUGACCUGCUGGAGAGGAACCCCAGUCCAGACCAAGAGGAGCCAGAACCUCCACAGAUUAAGGAGCAACAGGAGGAGCACUGCAGCGAGCUCCCAGAGCAACAUUUUCUGAAUGAGGAAGAGUUUCCUGCUGUCCAGCAGCUCUGGAGCCUUGAGAGGAACCCCAGUCUGGACCAAGAGGAGCCAGAUCCUCCACAUAUUAAAGAGGAGGAGGAGAUUUGCAUCAGUCUGGAAGUAGAGCAGCUUGUACUGAAGCAGGAGGAUCAAGAUAACCUUUUGUUGAAUCCUACUUUCAAGGAAAGUGACCACAGUGAACCAGAACCAAGUGACCACCAGCUCCUCUCCCACAGCUCAGCUCAGAGCCAAGAUCUCAAAGGAGGCCAGCAUGGAAACUCAACAUCAGUUAGUAAUGCAGAGCAGGCAUCAGAAAAGGGACAUCAUGUCAUCACAAGAGCAAAAGAAAGCAAAAGUCCCAGUAACCUUGCAUGUAGCACUACCAUAUCAAAGAUUAUUCCGAAUAUCUGCAAGAGUAAAAAGGUUUUCCAGUGUGACACAUGUGGAAAAGUCUUUAAGUGGAAAUCACGAUUAAAUAGACAUCUGAAGGUGCACACAGGUGAGAAACCAUAUCUUUGCAAAACCUGUGGAAAGAGAUUUUGUUACAAGUCAGCACUAAAAACACAUUUGACAGUCCACACAGGGGAGAAACAGCAUUCUUGCGAAAUGUGUGAAAAAAGUUUCACAACUAGCACAAGUUUGAAGAUCCACGAGAGAACACACACGGGCGAGAGACCUUUUCCUUGCAAAACUUGUGGUAGAAGUUUUACAUCUAAAUACACCCUGCAGGUCCACGAGAGAACACACACAGGCGAGAUACCUUUUCCUUGCAAAACCUGUGGGAGAAGUUUUACAACUAGAAUGAAUCUGCAGGGCCACGAGAGAAUACACACGGGCGAAACCUUUUCUUGCAAAACUUGUGGGAAAAGUUUUACGCGUGUAAAUUACCUGCAGGUCCACGAGAGAACACACACGGGCGAGAAACCUUUUUCUUGCAAAACUUGUGGGAUAAGUUUUAGUAUGAGAAAUACCCUGCAGAGACACGAGAGAACGCACACGGGCGAGAAACCUUUUUCUUGCAAAACUUGUGGGAAAAGUUUUUGCAAAUUACCUGCAUGUCCACAGAGAACACACACGGCAGAAACCUUUUCUUGCAAAACUUGUGGGAAAAGUUUUAGAUCUAAAUACACCCUGCAGAGACACGAGAGAACGCACACGGGCCAGAAACCUUUUUCUUGCAAAACUUGUGGGAAAAGUUUUACAACUAGAAAUUCCUGAAGAUACACGAGAGAACUCGGCGAGAAACCUUUUUCUUGCAAAACUUGUUGA